UUGAUCAUGAAGGUGUUCUGUUCCCAAAUUUUAGGGUUACUUCUGUUUGUUGCUGUCCUUCCAUGCAAAGCUUUGAUUAACUAUACUUUCAUAGUGAAAGAAACUCCAUAUACAAGACUAUGCAGCACGAAGAACAUCUUGACUGUGAAUGGACAGUUUCCGGGACCAACUCUAUAUGUUACCAAAGGAGAGACGGUCAUUGUGGAUGUCUACAACAAGGGCAGCUAUAAUAUCACGAUUCACUGGCAUGGAGUGAAGAUGCCAAGGUAUCCAUGGUCAGAUGGCCCAGAAUAUGUCACACAGUGCCCGAUCCAACCUGGAGGUAAGUUUAGCCAAAAGAUCAUAUUUUCUUCGGAGGAAGGGACUCUAUGGUGGCAUGCUCAUAGUGAUUGGUCCCGAGCCACAGUCCAUGGUGCUAUCAUCAUCUACCCCAAGAAAGGAACUAGCUAUCCUUUUCCCAAGCCUCAUGCAGAAGUUCCCAUCCUAUUAGGAGAAUGGUGGAAGAAAGAUAUUAUGGAGGUUCUUACGGAAUUUGUUCAGAAUGGAGGAGACCCCCAAAUCUCGGAUGCUUUCACUAUUAAUGGUCAACCUGGUGAUCUGUAUCCCUGCUCAAAACCAGAAACAUUCAAGCUUCUGGUUGAUUAUGGCAAGAUGUAUCUCCUCCGAAUAAUCAAUGUGGACAUGCAAGACAUUCUCUUCUUCUCCAUUGCCAAACACCAAAUCACCGUGGUUGGAACUGAUGCCAGCUACACCAAGCCAUUAGCACGAGAUUACAUCGCUAUAUCCCCUGGACAAACAAUUGAUGUCUUACUCGAAGCCAACCAAUCUCCGGACCACUACUACAUGGCUGCUAGAGCAUAUUCAAGCGCAAAGGGGGUUGAAUACGAUAACACGACCACCACUGCAGUUGUUCAAUACAAUGGGAACUAUACUCCUUCACCUCCUUCCUUGCCUUUUCUUCCUGACUACAAUGACACAAAUGCAUCAGUUAACUUCACUGGUAGCCUCAGAAGCUUAGCAAAUAAAGACCAUCCGGUUGAUGUCCCAACAAACAUUACGACUCCAUUGAUCUUCACUGUUUCCAUGAACACAUUUCCAUGCCCUCUUAACAGGACGUGUAAGGGUCCAAAUGGGACUAUGCUAGCUGCUAGUGUGAACAACAUAAGCUUUGUAAACCCAAAGAUCGAUGUGCUCGAAGCAUACUAUUAUCAAAUAAAUGGAGUAUUUGGAACUAGGUUUCCUAGUUUCCCACCAUACGUAUUUAAUUUUACAGCAGAGUAUCUGUCCUUGCUCCUAGAGUUACCGAAUCGGUGGACUGAGGUUAAGGUACUGGACUAUGACUCCGUGGUGGAGCUUGUCUUUCAGGGGACAAACUUGGUUGCAGGGACAGACCAUCCCAUACAUCUCCAUGGAUACAGUUUCUAUGUUGUUGGGUGGGGAUUUGGGAAUUUCAACAAAGAUAAGGACCCUUUGGGGUAUAAUCUAGUCGACCCUCCUCUUCAGAACACCAUCGCUGUUCCGAAAAAUGGUUGGACCACCAUCAGAUUUAAGGCACACAACCCUGGAGUUUGGUUGAUGCACUGCCAUAUAGAACGCCACCUUACAUGGGGCAUGGACAUGGUGUUCAUAGUGAAAAACGGCCCAAGUCCAGAGGUACAAUUACUACCUCCACCUCCGGACAUGCCUCCAUGUUGA
This is a messenger RNA of Vitis vinifera (wine grape), 1695 nucleotides long. RefSeq names its product laccase-14. Lineage: Eukaryota; Viridiplantae; Streptophyta; Magnoliopsida; Vitales; Vitaceae. The coding region runs from base 7 to 1695 and encodes 562 amino acids. Gene Ontology annotation, cellular component: apoplast. Gene Ontology annotation, molecular function: copper ion binding; hydroquinone:oxygen oxidoreductase activity. The transcript is spliced from 6 exons. The record is from RefSeq and is a predicted model, not a curated record. Gene Ontology annotation, biological process: lignin catabolic process.